AUGACUAGAAAAUGGAUUAAAAAAUUACAAUCAUAUAUAGGGGAAUUUUUUGCCUCAUUUAUAUUUGGAUUUGCUGUAUAUACUUCUAUUAUUGGAUCAGCACAAACAGGACAAUCUGCAGGUCCAAUUAUUGUUGCAUUGACUAUCGCAUUAAGUGGCGUAGCAAUCAUUUAUUCAUUUUGUGACAUAACUGUAGCACAUUUCAACCCUGCAAUAACAUUUUCUGCAAUGUGUUUUAGAAGAUUGCCUUUUUUUGGUGGAAUUUUUAUUAUAAUUUUCCAAGUGGCAGGAUUUAUUAUUGCAGGAUUAGCUUCAGUAGCUGUACUGCCCGGAAAAUAUAAAAACAAACUAGAAAUAGCGAGACCAAAAAGAGUAGCAGAUAAUGUUAGUAGAGGACGUAUUUUCGGCACCGAAUUUUUUUUAACAGCAAUACUUGUUUAUGUUGCAUUUGCUGUGGGGGUUAAUCCUUACACACCCCCUAAAGAUGAACAUGGUGAUCAAUUGGAUCCAGACGAAGGUUUAACAGAAGGAAGAAAAAUUACCGCACCACUUGCUAUAGGAUUUACUUUGGGUUUUUGUGCUUUAUUGGGAAUAGCUAGUUCUGGGGGUGCAUUCAAUCCAGGUAUAGUAUUGAGUCCUAUGAUUCUUACUGGCACCUGGGAUUUUUGGUGGGUAUAUCUGCUAGGACAGUUUUCAGGAGGAUUGUUAGGAGGUGGUCUCCAAAGAUUUUUAUUAUAUAAAAUUUUUUGA
This is a messenger RNA of Vairimorpha ceranae, 750 nucleotides long. Its product is annotated as aquaporin-like protein. Gene Ontology annotation, biological process: transmembrane transport. The transcript has a single exon. The record is from RefSeq and is a predicted model, not a curated record. The coding region runs from base 1 to 750 and encodes 249 amino acids. Gene Ontology annotation, cellular component: plasma membrane. NCBI's taxonomy places the organism in Eukaryota, Fungi, Microsporidia, Nosematidae. Gene Ontology annotation, molecular function: water channel activity.